Molecule: messenger RNA, 913 nt
Organism: Austrofundulus limnaeus
Lineage: Eukaryota; Metazoa; Chordata; Actinopteri; Cyprinodontiformes; Rivulidae
Gene: dpt
Product: dermatopontin
Exons: 4
Coding region: 79-654 (191 amino acids)
Biological process (GO): collagen fibril organization
Cellular component (GO): extracellular matrix
Source: RefSeq, a predicted model, not a curated record
CUGGAUAACAAAGGACUCUGAGGAGUUUAAACAGAGGCAGCUGUGAGGGAGUGCAGCAGACGGACAGAUCUGUUCAACAUGAAUCCUGCUCUGGUGGCGCUCCUCUGGUCUCUGCUUGCYUCCACAGCAGCUCAGCCCUACGACCACUAUGACAUGGGCUGGGUGAACGGCUACCGCCAGGGCUUCAACUUCCAGUGUCCCCACGGAGAGGUCCUCGUCGCCGUCAGGAGCUACUUCAGUGAGGCGGAUGGCUCGGACCGCCUGUGGUCAUUUGAAUGCCAGCCCACACCUGAGGGACUGGGCGAGCCCAGUGACUGCUGGUGGGACGACAUCAACCGUGCWGGGCUGGAGUGGACAUCUACAUGCACCCGCAACGGCCUGGUGGCAGGUGUGCAGAGCAAAUACUUUGAGUCUGUUCUGGACCGGGAAUGGCAGUUCUACUGCUGCUACUACAAACGCCGCUGCCCGUACUCCUGCAUGAAGACCACUGAAGUUCCUGAAUACUACAGAGAAGAGGGGGAGAUGGUGGUCCYGAGUUACGGCUACUUUAUCCGAGGAGCCCAGACUACUUUCAGCGGAGUCCUGAGAGAUCGCCAGUGGAAGUACAUCUUGUGCAGAAUGACAGACUUUGACUGUGAAUUUGAGAAUUUAUAAGCUCAUAAGGAGAAUUUUACUGACACGUAAACAUAUAAAAUACAACAUUUCUCCUUCUGUCAGGUCAUACCAUAAAAAUGACACUACAUAAACAUAAAACCAAUCUUUUUUUGUAUUUCUUGUAUUUACUUUGAAUAAACAGGCCAGCAUCUGGAAUGUGAUAUAUGCUUGUUAUCACCGUUUUUCAUUAGUCUAGCGAGAAGAAUGAUUAUAUAUUGUGUAAAAGUAAUAAAAUGAAAUAAACAUUUACAAAACUUAA